CCCCCGUACCGACUGAGCUGGUUGUCAUUUUGAAUGUUCGGCGCCGUUUAGCUGCAGCGGUUUUGUUGUUACAGAGGAGAGAAGUUCAGAAUGACCUCCACUAUCGCAUCCAGCGUCGAAGACUCAUUUAAAACCCCGAAAACUGUAAGACCGAGGAGCCGAAACAGCGGCGGUACCCCCAUCACCAUCCCUGCCUCACCUUUCAUGAAGAAGCUGGGAUGUGGGACUGGAGUCAAUGUUUACCUCCUGAACAGGAUGGAAAAGCUGAAUGCGUCACCUUGGGCUGUUAAGAAGAUCAACAGUAAAUGUGCAGCCAAACAGGUGGCUGUUUACCAGCAGCGCCUCAAUGAGGAGGCGGAAGUCCUGAAGGGAAUCAAUCACCCAAACAUUGUUGGUUUCCGUGCCUUUGCCACGGCUAAAGACGGCUCCAAAUGUCUGGCCAUGGAGUACGGAGGAGAGCAAUCCCUCAAUGAUGUGAUAGAGAAGAGGAAGAAGGACAGUCUGAAGGCUUUCCCUGCCGCCAACAUAGAGAAAGUGGCGCUGCAUGUGGCCCGCAGCCUGCAGUAUCUGCACAAUGAGAAGAAGCUGCUGCACGGCGACAUGAAGUCAUGCAAUGUGGUCAUCAAAGGCAACUUUGAGACGGUGAAAAUCUGUGACAUCGGUGUUUCUCUGCAGCUGGAUGAGAACAUGAGAGGCUCUGUAGAAUAAUUCAGUCCAGAUUUGAAGAGUCUACGUGUAGCGGUUCUCGACCUGGACCUGGUCUAAUGUGGUCUAUAUGCUGAAAAAACAGUAAAAUGUGCAUUUAUUGCAUUUUCACAAAUAGAAUAAAGUUUUCACAAAUCAGAGACUAUGUUUUUAUGAAUCUACAGGCUCUGUAGAAUAAUUCAGUCUAAAUUUGAAGAGUCUAAGUGUAGCGGUUCUCAAGCUGGACCUGGUCUAAUGUGGUCUAUAUGCUGAAAAAACAGUAAAAUGUGCCUUUAUUGCAUUU
Molecule: messenger RNA, 988 nt
Organism: Acanthochromis polyacanthus (spiny chromis)
Lineage: Eukaryota; Metazoa; Chordata; Actinopteri; Pomacentridae
Product: lymphokine-activated killer T-cell-originated protein kinase homolog
Exons: 6
Coding region: 91-708 (205 amino acids)
Biological process (GO): protein phosphorylation
Molecular function (GO): protein kinase activity; ATP binding
Source: RefSeq, a predicted model, not a curated record